ACACUGAGGCUCCACAUCCUCUGCAAAAUAAGCUUAUCAACACACGUGGCUUUGAGCUGGACAAUUUUAAGACGGGUCAAGAUGAGGAUGUAUUCCUGAAAAAUUAAAUACAAGCAGGAAAAUGGGAGGAACUUGAAGGUGGCAUUCACUGCAGCUUUGCACACCUAAAUGCAAGUUUUUACUGACACUACAGCUGAAGUCGAUGCAUCCAUCUAAGCGUUCUCUGAACAAGAAUCAGCCUUCUGGCAUCUGGAAGCAAAUCAGCCCUGCAGAAAUGGCAUUAAGGUCCAAGGAUGAGCAUUCAUAAUAAAAGAAAACAAAUGGAGCUAAAAUUCUACUAUCUUCCCACCUGCAAGAAGAAACGCUAUUGAUGCUGACUGAUAGAAAGUUUUUAUUAUAGAAAUCCAAGUAUCAUUAUGGUAAAAAGAUUUCUACACGAUCUUAAGGCACACAGGAACUUAAAGUACUCUCAGCAGGAACUUAAAAGUACUCCCAGUUGCAAUGUAUAUAGUGUCCUAUAAAAAAAAAAUAAUUAAGAAAUUUGCUUCUUGCACUGUUACGUUUCAGCCAUUCAAAAUGAUUACUAUAAACUUCUUUGGAAAUAUGAAAAAUUUAACUUUUUUUGGCCACCCUGACCAAGUGUGAGUACUGAUAUCUUUUCUGCAGAUAUUUGAGCCAUGGAAACUUACUCAGCCUCCGUAUCCCCUAUUAUAUGUAACAGCACAACUUUCAAUCUAAAUGGAUCACAUUUGUGUAAUGAAAGUCUAUCUUCUAGAUUGGCUGAUAAAUCAGAACACCAACAAUAUGUUAUCGGACUCUUCCUAUCAUGCCUUUAUACAAUAUUUCUUUUCCCUAUUGGGUUUGUGGGAAACAUUCUGAUCCUGGUUGUAAACAUAAGCUUUCGAGAAAAAAUGACCAUUCCAGACCUUUACUUCAUAAACCUCGCAGUAGCUGAUCUCAUUUUAGUUGCCGAUUCCCUCAUUGAGGUUUUUAACCUUGAUGAGAAGUAUUACGAUAUCACGAUUAUUUGUACCUUUAUGUCCUUGUUUCUUCAGAUCAACAUGUACAGCAGCAUUUUCUUCCUGACUUGGAUGAGUUUUGACAGAUACCUAGCUCUGGCAAAAGUAAUGAGGUCCAACCUAUUCCGCACUAUGCAGCACGCUAGGUUAAGCUGCGGCCUCAUAUGGAUGGCGUCUAUCUCGGCAGCGCUAGUUCCGUUCACAGCCGUGCAUUUACAACACACCGGAGAGGUCUAUUUUUGCUUUGCAGAUGUAAAAGAAAUCCAGUGGCUAGAAAUCACCUUGGGGUUUAUCAUUCCCUUUGUGAUCAUCGGUCUCUGUUACUCGCUAAUUGUGCGGGUUCUCAUAAAAGCCCACAAGCACAGGAGCCUGCGGCUGCGGCGCCAGAAGGCCCUUCGCAUGAUUUUUGUCGUUGUCUUGGUUUUCUUUAUCUGCUGGUUACCUGAAAACGUCUUCAUUAGCGUGCAGCUUCUUCAGAAGAAAAAUGAGCCUGUCUCUUCCAGCAGCCCAUCCUUCAGGCACGAUUAUCCUUUAACAGGACACAUUGUGAACCUAGCAGCUUUUUCUAAUAGCUGUUUGAACCCCUUAAUUUACAGUUUUCUAGGUGAAACCUUCAGAGACAAACUGCGGCUGUAUAUUGAACAGAAAACGAAAAUGUCAACGUUACAUCGCUUUUGUCAGGCUGCCUUAACGUCUGUCAUUCCUGACAGCAACGAGCAAUCCGAAGUCUGACUUGGUACUGGCUGUAUAAAACGUAUGACUGAACCCAUGCACAUAAUGAACCAAACGCUUGCUACUAACAGAAAACUGUGUGUUUGUGUGUAUUAUGUUAUAUUGCCCUGC
Messenger RNA from Nothoprocta perdicaria, 1862 nucleotides. It is a transcript of the gene GPER1, whose product is annotated as G protein-coupled estrogen receptor 1. Gene Ontology annotation, cellular component: membrane. Gene Ontology annotation, biological process: G protein-coupled receptor signaling pathway. The record is from RefSeq and is a predicted model, not a curated record. The transcript is spliced from 3 exons. Bases 678 to 1751 code for a protein of 357 amino acids. NCBI's taxonomy places the organism in Eukaryota, Metazoa, Chordata, Aves, Tinamiformes, Tinamidae. Gene Ontology annotation, molecular function: G protein-coupled receptor activity.